Molecule: messenger RNA, 1050 nt
Organism: Phaethon lepturus (White-tailed tropicbird)
Lineage: Eukaryota; Metazoa; Chordata; Aves; Phaethontiformes; Phaethontidae
Gene: CHP1
Product: calcineurin-like EF-hand protein 1
Exons: 6
Molecular function (GO): calcium ion binding
Source: RefSeq, a predicted model, not a curated record
UCUCCCACAGUCAAAUCACCCGCUUGUACAGUCGCUUCACUAGCCUAGACAAAGGAGAAAAUGGCACUCUUAGCCGUGAAGACUUCCAGCGGAUUCCAGAGCUUGCCAUCAAUCCACUGGGAGACAGAAUUAUCAAUGCCUUCUUCCCAGAAGGAGAGGACCAGGUGAAUUUCCGUGGAUUCAUGAGGACACUAGCCCACUUCCGACCCAUAGAAGAUAAUGAAAAGAGCAAAGACCAGAAUGGACCGGAACCACUAAACAGCCGAAGUAACAAGCUCCACUUUGCUUUUCGGUUAUAUGAUCUAGAUAAAGAUGACAAGAUUUCCAGGGACGAGCUUCUUCAGGUAUUACGGAUGAUGGUUGGUGUAAACAUUUCAGAUGAGCAGCUGGGCAGUAUUGCCGACAGGACAAUCCAGGAAGCUGAUCAAGAUGGGGAUAGUGCCAUCUCCUUUGCAGAGUUUGUAAAGGUUUUGGAGAAGGUGGAUGUAGAGCAGAAAAUGAGCAUACGAUUUCUUCACUGAUGGAUGGAGAACCUAUUCCUUUCUACCCCUACUAUAUAAUGAAUAGAACCUCAUUCUCUCCUUAGCACCUUCCCCAGAGCAUUGCUACUGGUGUGUACACAAUGCAUCUCCAACCCCUCUCUGAUUUAUUCUACCAAUGUGAACAUUCCCUGUGCAUCAGGAACAAAGGGAAAUGGCUGCCAUGCAACUUGGAAAGGAGCAUUUUUAAAAAAAAAUCUUCCAAUUUUUUUUACCCUUUCUCCCUUGUCUCCUUCUGCACUACUGUUUCAGCAAAAAUAUCUCUCCUUAUGUACUGCUGUUUAAUCUACAAACUGAUUCUUCUGAGCUCUGAAUCUGAGAAUGGAAAAAUGGGAACAUGACACAUAAGUGCCCUCUGAAACACUUUGGAGACAAGCUCAAAUAUCUACUCAAAUACUAGGUGCAGUGAUAAUGAUUCAGUCUUGCUUCCAGCAGCAACACCACAUUACAGCUGCCUUUUUUUUUACCCAUUUGGCUCUUUACAUGCAGAUUUGUUUCUUCCCUGCUUCCA